This is a messenger RNA of Marmota flaviventris (yellow-bellied marmot), 681 nucleotides long. Lineage: Eukaryota; Metazoa; Chordata; Mammalia; Rodentia; Sciuridae. The record is from the annotation of a RefSeq genome assembly.
AUGAACGAAAAUCUAUUCGCCUCUUUCAUUACCCCUACAUUAAUAGGCUUUCCUAUUGUCCUUUUUAUUAUUAUAUUUCCCAAUUUACUCUUCCCUUCCCCUACUCGAUUAGUAAAUAACCGUCUAGUAUCAUUUCAACAAUGACUAAUCCAACUUGUAUUAAAACAAAUAAUGACAAUUCAUAACCCAAAAGGACGUACCUGAUCCCUAAUACUAAUCUCAUUAAUUAUAUUUAUUGGCUCUACUAAUCUUCUAGGAUUAUUACCCCACUCUUUUACACCAACUACUCAGCUAUCAAUAAAUUUAGGAAUAGCUAUUCCUCUAUGAGCAGGAGCAGUAAUUACCGGAUUUCGUUAUAAAACCAAAGCAUCAUUAGCCCACUUUCUCCCACAAGGAACUCCAAUUUUACUUAUUCCUAUACUUAUUAUUAUCGAAACAAUCAGCCUUUUCAUUCAACCCAUAGCAUUAGCCGUGCGACUAACAGCUAAUAUCACAGCCGGCCAUCUUCUCAUGCAUUUAAUUGGAGGGGCAACUCUUGUAUUAACAUCUAUUAGCCCUCCUACAGCUAUUCUAACUUUUACUAUUCUUGUAUUACUAACAAUGCUUGAAUUUGCAGUUGCAUUAAUUCAAGCUUACGUUUUCACUCUCCUAGUAAGCUUAUAUUUACAUGAUAAUACUUAA